Molecule: messenger RNA, 611 nt
Organism: Pteropus alecto (black flying fox)
Lineage: Eukaryota; Metazoa; Chordata; Mammalia; Chiroptera; Pteropodidae
Gene: NDUFAF8
Product: NADH:ubiquinone oxidoreductase complex assembly factor 8
Exons: 3
Coding region: 76-393 (105 amino acids)
Biological process (GO): mitochondrial respiratory chain complex I assembly
Cellular component (GO): mitochondrion
Source: RefSeq, a predicted model, not a curated record
CCUAUCAAGUUGUUGGGCGCCGGAAGAGGCCGAACCUAAGAUGGCGGUGCCCAAGGGUGCCGGGAAGAACGGCUCAUGUCGGGGAACGGAGCGGUGUGGGGGCGCGUGCGAAGUCGUCUCCGCGCCUUCCCCGAGUGCCUGGCGGCCUGUGGGGCCGAGGCCGCGGCCUACGGCAGGGGCGUACAGGCGUCCAUGGCCCCGGGCGGCCACCUGAGGAAGGAUCUGUGCGCGCAGGAGUUCCAGGCCCUGCGGAGUUGCUUCGCCGCCGCGGCCAAGAAGACCCUGAACAGAGGCCAUCAGGAGAGAUGCCCACCGCAGCUCACGUCCAUUUGCAGCUGGAGGGCACCGGGCCAGGCUCCUGGCGCUGAUGGCCCCAAGGUGCAAACAUCGUGAAACAUCUCAAGCCCUUAAGGCUGAAGGGGCUGGACAGUUGGGGCGGGCCCUGGGUACAGGGGGAGCAGCCCGUAGUGUCGUGUGCACGAGGCCUGGGCUGGAAAGGGCGCCAGCGAUGAAGAGCAUGCAGAUCUCGCACGGUCUGUUCUGUGCGCUGGGGUGCGCGCGGGCCGUGCCGCCUCCGGAUUCUCACUUCUUAAAGAAUUCUCGUGAAAAAA